Aspergillus nidulans FGSC A4 is the source of this 3090-nucleotide messenger RNA. RefSeq names its product MCM DNA helicase complex subunit MCM2. Gene Ontology annotation, cellular component: chromatin; nucleus; chromosome, telomeric repeat region. The transcript is spliced from 5 exons. The record is from RefSeq and is a predicted model, not a curated record. Bases 64 to 2736 code for a protein of 890 amino acids. Gene Ontology annotation, biological process: mitotic DNA replication initiation; DNA strand elongation involved in DNA replication; DNA damage response. Gene Ontology annotation, molecular function: DNA helicase activity; chromatin binding; DNA replication origin binding. NCBI's taxonomy places the organism in Eukaryota, Fungi, Ascomycota, Eurotiomycetes, Eurotiales, Aspergillaceae.
GUUCCAACUCAUAGCAUCGAGACCUAGCUCUCAUAUUCUUUCAAAUACCAAAGUACACACACAAUGAGUUCACCGCUCCGUCAGAGCACAUCGGCUGCAAACCGCGGUUUGGGAAAUCUGAAUCGGCGAAAGCGAUCCAGAGAGCCUGAUGACGAUGCUUCGUCCGUGGUUCCCCCUUCAAGCCCGCCCCCUUCUUCCCCUCCUAUGUUGCCCUUCGACGAAGACGAGGACGAGCCAGAUGAGGAAGCAGAACUUGACAUUGAUGACAUUGAGGAGAUGGCAGAGGAUGAGGAUGGCAUUGACCUUUUCGGAGAUACAUUCGAGCGCGACUAUCGGGGCGGAAAAGAUGACCGCUACCGCGGACGAUACAUUGACGACGAUGAGCAAGAAGAAAUCGACAUUGGUGCCCGACGAGAGUUGGAGGCUCGCCUGGAUCGAAGAGAUCGAGAACUUGCUCGGCGCCGCCGAAUGCCCGCAGCCUUCUUGCAAGAUGACGAGGACGGUGAUAUCGAUUUGACUGCACAGCCACGCCGUCGCAGGCACGCCUACGACGAGGACCGCGAUGACAUCGAAAUGGCUGACGACGGCCUCGAAGAGCUUUCCCUGGAGGAGCUAGUCGAUAUCAAAUCAUCUAAUAUCACGGACUGGGUGACACAGCCUCAAGUGCUGCGCUCUAUUUACCGAGAGUUCAAGGCCUUUUUGACGGAGUUCACUGACCCCACUGGUAGCUCUGUCUACGGAAACAAGAUCAAGACUCUUGGUGAGGUUAACUCUGCCUCGCUCGAGGUUUCAUAUACACACUUGAGCAGCACCAAGGCUGUUCUUGGGUACUUCCUUGCCAACGAGCCCACAGAAGUUCUCAAGGUUUUUGACCAGGUUGCUCUGGACGUUACCUUGUUCCACUACCCUCAAUACCAUGAUAUCCACAAUGAAAUUCACGUCCGGAUCACUGAUCUUCCCAUUGUUUACACCCUCCGCCAAUUGCGCCAGUCCCACCUGAACUGUCUUGUUCGUGUCAGUGGAGUCGUCACCCGCCGGACGGGUGUCUUCCCACAGCUUAAAUAUGUGAUGUUCAUCUGCCAAAAGUGUAACAUGACGUUGGGCCCUUACCAGCAGGAGAGCAGCUCUGAAGUGAAGGUCACAAUGUGUCAGAACUGUCAAUCUAGAGGCCCAUUCACUGUCAGCUCAGAGAAGACAGUGUACCGCAAUUACCAGAAAUUAACUCUGCAAGAGUCCCCCGGUUCGGUCCCCGCCGGUCGACUUCCCAGACAGCGAGAAGUGAUCCUCCUUGCAGACCUCAUCGACUCAGCCAAGCCUGGAGACGAGAUCGAGAUCACCGGUAUUUACCGCAACAGCUACGACGCGCAGCUUAAUAACAAGAACGGGUUCCCAGUCUUCGCAACGAUCAUCGAGGCCAACCACGUUAUCAAGUCCCACGACCAGCAGGCUGGUUUCCAACUAACAGAAGAAGAUGAGCGUGAAAUCCGCGCCUUGUCUCGGGACCCGGACAUUGUUGAGAAGAUCAUCCGUUCAAUCGCCCCUAGUAUCUACGGCCACCAAGACGUCAAGACAGCCGUUGCUCUCUCUCUCUUCGGUGGCGUCCGCAAAGAAACACAAGGAAAAAUGUCAAUCCGUGGAGACAUCAACGUCCUCCUCCUCGGUGACCCAGGUACCGCCAAAUCCCAGAUCCUUAAGUAUGUCGAAAAGACUGCCCAUCGUGCUGUCUUCGCAACAGGUCAAGGAGCCAGUGCGGUAGGUUUGACAGCUAGUGUCCGUCGCGAUCCCUUGACCAGUGAAUGGACACUUGAAGGAGGCGCCCUCGUCCUUGCUGACCGCGGCACUUGCCUAAUCGACGAAUUCGACAAGAUGAACGAUCAAGACCGCACAUCGAUUCACGAAGCCAUGGAACAGCAAACCAUCUCCAUUUCCAAGGCCGGUAUUGUUACAACACUCCAAGCCCGCUGCGCCGUCGUCGCUGCCGCAAACCCCAUCGGCGGCCGCUACAACAGCAGCGCCCCAUUCUCUGAGAACGUUCAACUCACAGAACCCAUCCUUUCGCGUUUCGACAUCCUCUGCGUCGUGCGCGACCUUGUCGACCCCUCUGAAGACGAGCGCCUUGCCAGCUUCGUCAUCGAGUCUCACCACCGCGCGAACCCCUCCAAGCCGCUGCGUGAUGAACAUGGGAACCUCAUUAACGCCGACGGAGAGCGGAUAGACGAGGAAGGAUACCGCAUUGAUGACGACGGAAUUCGUCUCCCGCUCCGCCCAGACGAGAUAGAAGCCCGUAACGCGGCUAGGGACAACGACGACGAGAAGGAAGGCGAGAUUCCCCAGGAACUUCUCCGGAAGUACAUCCUCUACGCGAGGGAACACUGCCGCCCUAAGCUCUACCAGAUCGAUCAGGACAAGGUCGCGCGUCUCUUCGCGGACAUGCGUCGCGAGUCUCUUGCUACCGGCGCCUACCCGAUAACAGUCCGCCACCUCGAAGCCAUAAUGCGUAUCGCAGAAGCAUUCUGCAAGAUGCGUCUCUCGGAGUACUGUUCCGCUCAGGACAUCGACCGCGCGAUCGCUGUGACCGUGGACUCCUUCAUCGGCAGCCAGAAGGUCAGCGCGAAGCGCGCUCUUUCAAGAGCUUUCGCCAAAUACACCCUUUCCCGCCCAAAACCACAGUCAAAGCGACGAGCUGGCAUCCCGGCGCCUGUUUCCUUCGAGAGGAGACCUCAGGCAGCCAGGUAAAUUUUAAUUCCGUGUGAUGCCAUGCUAUGCCAAACCAGUUGUUGAAGCCUGGCGCCUUUGACCCGACCUCGUAAUUUUUGGCGUUCUGAAUUGCAAUUCUUUUAUACAUCCAUGCAUACAUAUGAUACUCAUUGAAAGGUCGAUACACUAUUUGCGUGUUUGCGCUUGCGCCUCUUCUGUUUGAUGAUGUUGGGGUGCUGGGUUGGAUGUUGAUGCUGACGUUGAUGUUGAUGAUCUUUGCUCUCCAUUAAUAUUCCGAAUUGGUUUAUGGAGUUAAAGUUAGGGUUAUGGGUCGGUUACUAGGUUAGAGUUUAGGGAUAUUUAUCAAACCAACCAAAACAAGGUAUAUUGUUU